This is a messenger RNA of Camponotus floridanus (Florida carpenter ant), 2328 nucleotides long. RefSeq names its product alanine aminotransferase 1. The transcript has 6 exons. Gene Ontology annotation, molecular function: pyridoxal phosphate binding; L-alanine:2-oxoglutarate transaminase activity. NCBI's taxonomy places the organism in Eukaryota, Metazoa, Arthropoda, Insecta, Hymenoptera, Formicidae. Bases 673 to 2328 code for a protein of 551 amino acids. The record is from RefSeq and is a predicted model, not a curated record. Gene Ontology annotation, biological process: biosynthetic process.
UCAUUUUUAAGUCGUAAAACGCGAGAACAUUGAAGUGAUCACCCGAGAUCGAAUAACGGGGAGAUUAAAUCCUCGCGAUUAAAUUCCUUAGUUUAUAAGCCUAGUUCAAAUUCUCUCGUACAUAACGAAUUUUGUUAUUGGCAGGGUCAGUAAUAGAGGAAGAGAUAUACCACCUGCUCACCCACUCGCGCACUUACAUAAUAACGGCUCUAAAAAUAUGAAUGAGGAAUAAUAAAGGGAAAAUGUGGAAUCGCAUGUCUUAUUAAACGGAUGCAGGACAAAGCGAAAGCUGGUCGUGAGCGAUAGGGCCGCGAAUCGCUUCCCACGGUGAUUCGUAUUCGCGCGGGUCAUCAUCUUCUCGGACGCAUCUCGACGACGCGUGUAACGUGACCCAGGUGGCGUGCCGCUUGUAUCGAACUCCACACUCCACAGCGUCGCGGAGGCUCGGGAACGUGCGUGUCUCCCCCUCCCUCUCCCUUUCCGCGCCUCGUAUCAGCUGUAAUCGUCAGCCCAGCUGACGUGUGAUGUGCGCGUGAUUUUCCUGCGUCGAUCCCCUGGAUCGAGCGAUGAGGUAGGAACGAGGAGAGGCGCGAAGAAACAUCGUUACGAGGAAAUCGCCGAGUGCGGCAAAGUUUUGCGACGAGUCUUGGAAGAGGGAGAAUAAUCCCAGUCAUGUCGCACCCGCGUCUGCGAAGCGCGGUGAUCGCCGGCGGCUGGUCGGCCAAGACCAUGACGAUGACGAUGACGACGAGACAGGGUGCCGGCGGGGCGCUACUCGGUGGAGGGGUAGGGAUGACGGAUGGCGGGCCGGUGUCCUCCGCGCUGUUCCAGCAGAAGCGGACCAUCACUUCGUUUCGCGGCAUGGCAGCGAGCGCAGCAGCGGGCCCGUGCGGCAAGGUCCUCACCGAGGACAACGUCUUCGUGAAUCUGCGCAAGAUGGAGUAUGCGGUGCGCGGCCCGCUACUCAUCAGGGCGUUGGAGCUCGAGAAGGAGCUACAAAAGGGUGCUAAGAAACCUUUUAAUGAGGUGAUCAAAGCGAACGUGGGCGACGCUCAUGCGAUGGGCCAGCAGCCCAUCACAUUUCUACGCCAGGUGUUGACUUUGGCGGUCUCGCCGAAUCUGUUGGAUGAUCCGAGCUAUCCUGAGGAUGCGAAAAAACGCGCUCGGACAGUCCUCAACGGUUGUAAGGGCGGUAGCGUGGGCUCGUAUUCGGAAUCGGCUGGCAUCGAAGUGAUUCGUAAGCACGUCGCGCACUAUAUCCAACAACGUGAUGGAGGUAUUCCUUGCGACUAUCACAACGUCAUCUUGUCGAAUGGUGCCUCUGACGGUAUCAAGUCAUUCCUGAAACUGUUCAACGAAAAAAUUGACAACAAACCAUCCGGCGUACUGGUUCCGAUUCCACAAUAUCCUUUAUAUUCGGCAACUUUGGCAGAAUUUGGUCUCGCGCAGAUCGGAUAUUACCUCGACGAAGACAACAAGUGGUCACUAGAAAUUAGUGAAUUGGAACGAGUAUUGAAGGAAUAUAAAGGCACGUGCAAUCCGCGAGUGUUGGUAGUGAUCAAUCCUGGUAACCCAACCGGUCAAGUACUGACUCGCGCUAAUAUUGAAAAUGUUAUUCGCUUCGCCCAUAAGAAUCAUCUGUUCCUGUUAGCCGAUGAAGUCUACCAGGACAAUAUAUAUGAUAAAGACAGCGCGUUUCAUUCAUUCAAAAAGGUCAUGACAGAGAUGGGCGAACCGUAUUCGAAAAUGGAGCUUGCUUCGUUUAUGUCAAUUUCAAAAGGAUACAUGGGCGAGUGCGGGAUUCGUGGUGGUUACGCCGAAAUCAUCAACAUGGAUCCGGAAGUGAUGAAGGUAUUGCUGAAAUCGAUCUCUGCAAUGCUAUGUCCGAGCGUACUCGGCCAAGUCGUGAUGGAUGUUGUGGUGAAUCCGCCACAGCCGAAUGAACCAUCGUACGAGAAAUUUCAAAAAGAGAAGAAGGAAACGCUGCGGUCUUUAGCGAAGAGAUCGCGACUCGUCGUUGAUACGAUUAACAGUAUUCCAGGAUAUAAGACAAAUCCAGCGAUGGGCGCAAUGUAUGUGUUUCCGCGCCUAGAUCUGCCGCCAAAGGCGAUCGAGGCGGCGCGAGCGAAAGGUCAGGAGCCAGACGUCUUCUACGCGUUCAAGCUGCUAGAGAGCACCGGAAUCUGCGUGAUUCCGGGUUCAGGUUUUGGUCAAAAACCUGGCACGUAUCACUUCCGGACUACAAUACUGCCUCAGGAAGAAAAGAUAAAAACGAUGCUCGAAGCGCUGAAGCAAUUUCACAUCAAGUUCCUUAAGGAGUAUAGUUAA